This is a messenger RNA of Dreissena polymorpha, 3637 nucleotides long. RefSeq names its product kelch-like protein 26. The coding region runs from base 430 to 2262 and encodes 610 amino acids. The record is from RefSeq and is a predicted model, not a curated record. Gene Ontology annotation, molecular function: protein binding. The transcript is spliced from 5 exons. NCBI's taxonomy places the organism in Eukaryota, Metazoa, Mollusca, Bivalvia, Myida, Dreissenidae.
UUGUAGGAGGUUGUUCACAUGAUUUUCUGUUCAAUCUGAAUAAUAGGGUAAAUCAAAGCAUAAACCGGUACAAUUACUAUUCAGUUGUGAACAUGUGCUGAUAUUAUUGCAAUGUGUUAAUCUUUUCCUGUUUUAUUUACAAGAUAAUUGUAUUUAAUUACUGUUAUUAGACAAUGAACAUCUUACAAGACAUUUUUGUGAAUUAUUAGGAUGUUUAUAAGCCAAAAUAGACUUAAAGAAAGGGAGAAAACUCGCGUACUGAAAUAUUUUCACGGUGUGAAAACUGAAAACUGACAAGCGACAAGGAAGGAAAACGAACAUAACAGCGCAAUAACCGCAAACAAAGGAUACACAGGAACACGUUCUUUUUAAGAAAAGACCCAGCAGUUUAUGCUUAUCUGACUUAACCCUACCGCCAGUGACAGAGCCAUGGUUCUACAGGGGGCCCUGUCCGAGGGUGAUGCCCAGUCUCAGAUCACGUUUGAGGACGUCUCACACGGGGGUCUCCUGAUGCGAGGACUCAACAAGCUGCGAGACCAGAAGCAGCUGUUUGACGUGGUCCUCAUUGUGGAGAAUGAGAGACUACCUGCACAUAGGGUUGUACUGGCCUCGUGCAGUGACUACUUCAGAGCGAUGUUCACGAAUGGUCUGAUAGAGUGUAGCCUAGAUGAGAUUUGCCUCAACGGUGUCACUGCAAUGGGUAUGCGGGCGCUCAUAGACUUUGCCUACUCCUCCACUGUCGAUAUCAAUGAAGGAAAUGUUGAACAUGUGCUGUGUGCAGCCAACCACGUCCAACUCUUGCCAGUUGUUCAGGCAUGUGUCAGUUUCCUGAAAUCCAACAUUUCAAUCUCGUACUGUGUUGAGCUGCUAAAUCUUGCUGAAUUGUUUGAUUUACAUGACCUCCAGACAUUUGUUUACACAUUUAUAUCCCAGCAUUUCUCUGUUAUUGGUAUGUCAGCUGAAUUCCUAAAAUUAUCUGCCAGCCAAUUAGAAGCCUUGUUACAAAUGGACUGCCCUGUGAAUUGUUCAGAGAGUGAUGUGUUCUCAAUCGUGAUUGGCUGGAUUGUUCACCAUCAUGGUUACAACUGGGAUGGGGCUGACAGAAUUGUUUGUUUAGUGCAUAUUGAGAACAUUGAUAUUCAUGAUCUUCAGAAAAUUCCAAAUUAUUCAGUUUUUGAAAAACUGUUUAAGGAAAGCAUUGUGUUCAAAAACCUAUUGAAUAUAAUUGAUAAAAAUUCACAAAAGUGUUACAGUCCUCAUGUGCCUGGUUUGAUAAACCUCAGGGGCUACACAGAGUGCGUUGUAACUUGUGGUGGGUUUAGACCGGACCUUGGAAUGUCUAACAGUGUAGAGUGGGUAGACAAUGAUGCAGGAGGUCUGCAAUAUAUAACCAGCGUUCCUCAUGUGGAUCAGUGCAAUUUUGGAUUGGCUGUGAUAAACAAUAGAAUGUAUGUGAUUGGUGGAUGUUACAACGAUGACCAAAUGGAGGAGAUUGUUCAUGGCUUUGGCUUUUGCUACGAUCCUAUGGACCAUACAUGGAUGAACAUUCCUCCUAUGAAAAACGAGCGUUGCAGGUUUUACUUGGGAGCCGUUGGUAAGAAGCUGUAUGCGAUAGGUGGAGACCCGUCAGCUUCAAUGGACAUUGGAGAUUUCGCUCAAUGUGAGUGCUUUGACACUGAAACACAUUCUUGGAAAAACAUUGCUUCGUUGCCAGGAAACAGAAUGGAGCAUGCUGGAACCUCAUUUGGCAACAGUUUAUACAUAUCUGGCGGACUGCAAGACAACGAAGGUCCUGUGUUCAAUACAUUCUUUAAGUAUGACACUGAGGCAGACAUUUGGUUGCAGCUUUCCUCAAUGCUCACUCCACGCGCUGAUCACACCAUGCUGACCUACAAAGGGGCGAUCUAUGUGGUAGGGGGUUGGUUUGAAGAUGACCUCACCCACCAACGAGUUCUUGCAAACUCAGUGGAUCGGUUUGACCUUCAGAAAGGUCAGUGGGAAAUUGUUACGGUGGUGAACCAGCCAAGGCUCUUUGCCUCAUACACAUUACUGGAUCAGAAGGUUUACAUAGUUGGUGGGUGGCUGAAUGGGGAUUGUCAAAGGAAGUGCAACACUGUGGAAAUUCUUGACCUUGAUCUUUUGACCUUGGAGGUCAAGGAAGGGUUAGUGGAAAGAGGUCAGAAAGUAAGUCAGGAAUUAUGGGAACAUACAGCCUGCAGACUAUGGCUUCCAAACACAUUGUUAAAGCCAUCAUGGUCAUAAUAUUAAAUGAUUGUAGAAAUCCAUAACAAUGUUUUUCUGGUUUGACUCUGCGUUUGGACUUCUCAGUUUUGUAUUUAUUGUUGUGUUUACACUAUUUCAUGUAUAUUCUUAUUGAUGGGUUAUAGAAAUUAUCCAGACACAAUGUGGUUCAAUUUAUUUCUCAUUCAUGACUGUAUUUAUUGAUUUACAGACCUGAAUGUAGUGAAUGUUUUCAUUUUGUGUCUGGGGAACAACCACAAUUAUAAAUGAACACUAAUGCCUCAUUUUGUAGAAUAUUAAGCAUUUUUAAAGGGAAUUUCAUCUUAUAGAUUUUAAUGAUUUUUAAUCAACAGUUAGUAAGAAAUAUUGCUUAGCUGUGAACAAAGCUGGGUGCCAAUGGAGUAGACACACUUGGCACAUUAAAAAAAUGCAUUGUGACAUUCAUAUGAUUUGCUUUCUACAUGUUUAGUAAAGUUAUCAUAAUCUUAAUCCAAAAACAUCGCCAUAGGUUUCAUAAGAUUUUAUUUAUUUAUGGUUAAUAGGAAAAUAUAAGUCAUUUAAAAAUGGCUAUUCAUUGUUUAAAACAGUAAAAAAACAAACAGUGAAAAGUACAACAUUAUUGUUACUUUUUGUUUCAUAUUUACAUAUUAGUAAAUUAAUGUUGGACAAAAAAAAAAUGAAGUCAUGAUGUUCUGAUUCAUGUUUUUUCCUGAGUAAAUCCUAUUAUAAACCAGAGUUAAUGCACCCAAUUUUUGGUUGUUCUUACAUUUAUAUUUUGAUAAUUGUGUGCAUGGUCUUUAUAAAGUAUGUGUUUUAAUUAAUUUUUCAGUCUCCUUGAUAGUGUAUUUUCUCAUUUUGAGCCUCGUUUUGGGAAAAAGGGGCUUAAUGCAUGUGUGGUAAGUAAGUGUCAUCCCAGAUUAGGCUGUGCUGUCCUCCCAGAUUAGGCUGUGCUGUCCUCCCAGAUUGUCCUGUGCAGUCAUCCCAGAUUAGGCUGUGCAGUCCUCCCAGGCUUAUCUGGGAUGACACUUUCCGCUUAGACUGGAUAUUGGCUUUAAAUAGACCACCUUUCAAAUAAAUACCAUUAAAGCAGGAAGAGUCUUCCCUGAUUAGCACGUGUGGGAUGAAACUUUAUUCAUAUGCCCGUUUUCCAGAGAAAGGCUUAUAUGUUCAUAUUAAUUGUUUGUUCUCCAUUAAUAGUGCAUUACAUGUAUCUCAUUUUGUUAGGUGUUAGUACAAAUAGUUAGUGCUUAUGAAUGCUAGUAGUUAGGAGUAUAGAUGUUAGUAGUUAGUGCUUAUGGAUGUUUGCUGUUUGUAUUAUGUGAUCGAUCAUGGUUUAUUUUUGUGAUUUUUGGAAUUUUUGGCAUUGUUAAAAAUUAAACACGAUUGUCUUGUCAAA